This is a messenger RNA of Microplitis demolitor, 894 nucleotides long. Its product is annotated as apolipoprotein D-like. The record is from RefSeq and is a predicted model, not a curated record. The coding region runs from base 33 to 584 and encodes 183 amino acids. Gene Ontology annotation, molecular function: pigment binding. NCBI's taxonomy places the organism in Eukaryota, Metazoa, Arthropoda, Insecta, Hymenoptera, Braconidae. The transcript has 4 exons.
AGCAUUGAAGAGUCCAAAAGUUUUGAGUCAAAAUGUUGAGUGUUACAGUUUUUUUCGGUUUUAUCGCUGGGUCUUUUGCUCUGACGUUUCUUAAUGGCAAUUGUCCAGAAGUAGGUCCCCUUAAUCCAGUUGAUGUUAAUGCGUUGGCUGGAGACUGGUGGUUACUCGAACGCAAUGUUGACAAUUGGGAUAAUGGAGGAAAAUGUGGAAAAAAACAUAUAGAUCCACCUAUAAAUGGCACUACAAGAGUUGUUACCAGCCGUGUUUCGACAACAACCAGCGUAACUUCAUUGGUUGAGGCCAAAGUAACUGUUAGUGAAGAUAAUGUAGUACAUUUCCGUAUUCAAGUACCAAUUUGGGGCGAAUUCGACCAAGACCACUGGAUUCUUGAUUCAGAUCCUGAAAAUUAUGUUAUAAUCUGGAACUGUCAAAAUUGGGGUAGACAACACACCGAAGGCCUUUGGAUAUUCGGAAGAAACAAAUCCAUAAGCGGAUUCGACGAAGGAUAUGUAAGACGAGUACUUGGAAAUUACGGCCUCCGUUAUCCGGAGAUGGUUAGAAUUGAUAAUGAAAACUGUCUUUAAUUUUUUAAUGCAAAUAUAAUCUGUAAUUUAUUUAUAUGAAAUCCAUGUACUUUUUGCAAAAAUAGAGAUCCGAAUAUAAUUUUAUGGUCCACAUUAAUUGGGCGAUUAACUGAUAAAUCUUCUGAAUUUUUUUUACAUUUUACCCUACUCUUCUAGAGAUUUUUUAAAUUUUGUAAAAUUUUAACAUAUCUUAUAUUAUGAUAACUGCUUGCUGCAACUUACAUGUUACGCCCCCGAACGUAUGAUCAGAAAAAGAGAUGAUUUUUUAUCUCUCUUCAGCUCAGUGGUUUCCAUAACAACACAAGUGAUU